AUGGCUCCCACUUCCAAGGCUCAGCCUUCAAGAAAAGGUAAAAAGGCCUGGAGGAAAAAUGUCGACGUGCAAGAUAUCCACGCAGGUUUAGAAGCAAAGAGAGAGAAGGAAGUGUUGCAAGGUACAGACGAAGACUUUGUCAUUGAUAAUGAAGGUGACAAUAGAAAGACCCAUGGUUCCAAGUUGAAAAGCAGAGAAAUUUUGGAAAACAAGUCUAAAGUUCCUGCUCUUGUGUCGAGGCAGGUCAAGCAUAAAGUCAGCAAGAAGCAAGCCAAGCAGUUGAUGGCUCUAGCCGGGCGUCUGAAUACCGACUCUAAGCUCAAAACUAGAUUGGACAAGGACGGUAUUAUUAGAGGUAAAAAUGUGGAUGUUUGGGCCGACGAGGAAGAAGUCGCUCAGCCAGAUAGCUACAAGAAGUCUGCUUUCAAGGCGUACAUGCCAGCCACCAAGGCUCCUAAGACUAUGGCACACGCUCCGCUCGCUCUCACAGUCUCAACCACUGAGGUCGGCUUGGUGCACGCAGGUAAAUCGUACAAUCCCGAGUUGGGCUCGUGGAAGGACUUGAUUGAUCGUGAAUUCAACGCCGAGCUGAGUCUCGAGAUGAAACGCCAGGCCAUGGAAGAGCACCAGAAGCGCAUCCAGCAUUUGAUUGAGACUUUGGACGACAAGGAAAUCGACACUUCCGGUGAUGAGGCUCCUGAGGAGGAAGUGGAAGCUGCCGAGGACGAGGAUGAAGAGACCAAGUACAAACUCUCCAUCAACGAGAGAACCGAGUUGAAGAUCAAGACUAAGACUAAGCGUAACAAAGAGGCCGCACACAAGAAGAGAAUGGAGCUUCAGGCCAAGCUCACUGAUCUCAAGAAACAAAUCAAUGAUUUGCUGAAGUUAGAGGACAUUCAGAAAGAAGUGGAAGUUAAAGAGUCACAGAUAAAGAAGAAGGCGCCAAAGAAGUAUUUCCGCCAUGGUAAGAGUGAUGUCACGUUCAAGCCAAUUGAGGUGAAAUUGUCUGAUGAAUUGACCAACAGCAUGAGAAGCGUCAAACCGGAGGGAAACUUGUUUUAUGACCACAUGCACAAGUUGCAGGCUUCUGGACAGAUUGAGGCCAGAGUGCCUGUGGUGAAGAAGAGAAAGUACGCCCGUAAGUUCACGGAGAAGUGGAGCUACAAGAACUUCAAGUAG
This is a messenger RNA of Sungouiella intermedia, 1179 nucleotides long. The record is from the annotation of a GenBank genome assembly. NCBI's taxonomy places the organism in Eukaryota, Fungi, Ascomycota, Pichiomycetes, Serinales, Metschnikowiaceae.